This is a messenger RNA of Malus domestica (apple), 1486 nucleotides long. The record is from RefSeq and is a predicted model, not a curated record. Lineage: Eukaryota; Viridiplantae; Streptophyta; Magnoliopsida; Rosales; Rosaceae.
AUGGCAUAUGCCAUUUUAUCCAGUUUUUAUUCUCCUGAUGGCGCGGCAAUUAAGAUUGGGAAAAAGGAUGGUUGUGAUUUAUCAUCAAAGAUGGUGGGUGAUUUGUCAUCUGAUUUCAAGUUGGAUGCAGUGAGGGGCCAUGAUAGUGAGGACCCAGAAGUUGGCUCUAUCAAUGGAGGAGUCCAUUUGAUUCUUCCGGAACGAAGAGCUGUGACAUUGACUGACAGAUUGUUUAGAGGGAGUCAAGGAGGGCACGGUGAGACUGUCUCUAUUCCAAUCAGUGGAGAUGAAAAGCGUGAACAUAGGUCAGCAAGGAAAUCUGGACCACUGUUGUCUGGGACAGCUUAUUGCAUUUCUUCUUGUAGUAUGAUAUUGCUGAACAAAGUUGUUCUGUCCGGUUACAACUUCAAUGCAGGCGUAUCAUUGAUGUUUUAUCAAAAUUUGAUAAGUACCAUAAUUGUUGUCCUCCUGGGUUUAUCUGGAGUUGUUACAGUGGAAAAGCUGAAUUGGAAACUGGUUAGGGUCUGGAUCCCUGUCAAUGUAAUCUUCAUUGGAAUGCUUGUAUCAGGCAUGUAUAGUUUGAAAUAUGUAAAUAUUGCAAUGGUGACCAUUCUGAAGAAUGUGACAAAUAUUUUAACAGCGCUUGGAGAAUUAUAUUUGUUCUGGAAACAUCAGAAUCAGAAAGUGUGGACUGCCAUGUUUAUGAUGAUUAUCUCUUCUAUCAGCAGUGGCAUUACAGAUAUCUCCUUUGGCACAGUAGGUUACGCAUGGCAGCUUUCAAAUUGCGUACUAACAGCAAGCUACUCGCUAACUCUACGGCGAGUCAUGGAUGAGGCAAAAAAGUACACAAGAUCUGGAUCCCUCAACGAAGUUUCAAUGGUCUUGCUGAAUAAUUUGUUAUCUCUACCUUUUGCUGCCUUCUUGAUUGUUCUGUUUGAUGAAUGGGAAUAUAUAAUGAACGUAGAUGUGAUCAAAUUGCCAAUGUUUUGGGUUGUUGCAACAGCUAGUGGAUUGCUUGGACUUGCCAUCAGCUUCACCUCCAUGUGGUUUUCACAUCAAACUGGCCCAACCACUUAUCGUCUCGUUGGUUCCUUAAACAAGAUUCCGAUCUCGCGUGCUGGUUUAUUAGUCCUGUUCAGGGUGCCCCUUAGCCUACUAAACCUCUUCAGUAUACUAUUUGGUUUAUUCGCCGGAAUAUUUUUUGCCAGGGCCAAAAUGUCCUGAUCCGGACCGCUCGUAUUAGGAUUGAAAUGAAGGAACUGACUCGCGCUCAGAUUGAAGAAACUGGCUGCACAUAACAGUUUCUAGGCUUAAGUUCUUUUUGGUUUUGCUUUGUUUUUUUGGUGUGAAGUCUUUUCCUUUCUUGUUGAAGAAGGCAAAGAUUUUAUUCCUGCAAACAUAUAGCAUCAAUGAGUUACAGGAGUUGGAAAUUGCAGCUCCAUUUACACUUACUAAUAGCCAAGAAAAAUCACAAGCCGGUGAGCAU